Molecule: messenger RNA, 15559 nt
Organism: Bacillus rossius redtenbacheri
Lineage: Eukaryota; Metazoa; Arthropoda; Insecta; Phasmatodea; Bacillidae
Gene: HPS4
Exons: 12
Coding region: 558-2831 (757 amino acids)
Biological process (GO): melanosome assembly; vesicle-mediated transport; protein targeting
Cellular component (GO): lysosomal membrane; cytoplasmic vesicle; BLOC-3 complex
Molecular function (GO): guanyl-nucleotide exchange factor activity; small GTPase binding
Source: RefSeq, a predicted model, not a curated record
GAAAUGAAAAUACCGUCCUCAGCUGCAAGGACAAAUUUGGAAAUGCACAAAAAAUAACUCGGUGGCUAAGAGUACUUAUAAUACCUUAAAGAAGAGAAAUGACUUCGAGUCUUCAGUACAGAAGCUAUACAAUCACGAAUUACAUUUAUUAAAAGACGCAAUUCAUACGGAAACAGUCAUCGGCACAAAUCACGCAAAGGUUAUCGGGUUAACCAAGGAGCACAUGCGCGAACAGUUGAUCGAACAUCUUUUCGACAGGGCUUUGUUUUGGUGCAGCUGUCUCUUUAAAAUUCAGGUAGCGCCAAUCGCUGCACGUCGAUUUGAUUUUUGUGGAAAGUAGAAACGCUAGUGGGGAUUAAAAUGGAGCAAGGCGUAUGUCGUACAGAGCUGUUUUCACAUAAUUCUCUUUAAAACAUAAGUAUAUCAAGCCAACAUAAUGUGGUUACUUUGGAUUGGUGCUGUAAUCAGGUAUCAAACAUGAGAAGGUAGCGCUUGCCUAAACAACUGCAGAAAAAGUGAAUCCUUUCUCAUAACAUCUUCACUGGCGAGAACAUAUAAUGGCUAAGGAGCUGUGGAUCGUGUUCGUGUACGACACGCUGCGCUGCACGGAGGAAGAGGACGACCCCCAGGACGCGCUGCUCUACUUCCACCCGGCGUGGGUCAACGACCAGCACCGCCUGGCGCUCUGCGGCCAGCUCAUGGGCACGGCCCAGUUCUUCGUGUCCACCUUCUCCUGCCCGCGCCUGCUGGCCCUCGACAGCGGAAAGUUCCUGCUGUCCCGCUGCGGCCGCUACUUCCUCGUGGUUGGCACGGACCGCAACAUCCCGGAUGAGGUUCUGGAGCACAGGGCCGUGACGCUGCUGGACAUCAUACAGUUCUACCACUGCGACCUGGAGACGAUGGUGCGGUCGGCCGGCACCGCCGUGAAGGACCGACUGGCGCUGAUGUUGGACACGUACCUCCCCAUGCUCCAGUACGCAUCCAACUUGCUGGGCGUCAUCCCCAGCAUUCGGCUGCCCAAGAGUGCUGGCAAUGUUUUCCUUGAAGCCAUGCAGAUUCUACAAGCAUGCCAAGAAGUGGAAGGUGUGUUUGGAGGUGCAGUCAUGUAUGAGAACAGAGUUGUUGCGACUCAGUUCAGCUGUGGCCUCACCAAGAAGUUGGUUGCGACAGAUCCACACCACAUAAAGCCGGUGGCAGAGUCUGUGGAGACGGCGUUCCACCUGCCGGUAGGUGUCCAGCUGCUCACGGUGUAUCUAGACAGGAAGGAGUUUGAGAGGCUUUCGCAGGAGUCUGCCAGCAGGAAGCUGGCCAUCGAGAACACCAUCUUGAAGAGGUUCAUCCACAGAAAGCUGCCACCGUCCAAGAUGGCCCAAACGCCCAAAGAAGUGUUGUCGAGCAUGAAGCGAGACACCUCGCGCAUCUUCACGGUGAUGGAGGAGAAAGAAGGGGAGAUGGAGCACACGGAGGAGCCAAACCACGUACAAAACUGUGUGGGCGUGGAUGCGCGCGUGCUGCACGCGAAGGUGACGUCCAUCUGCCGUGCCGCGGAGCAGCCCAUGCUGGUGUCCCCGCUCAAGUCAUCCAUCAACGGGGAGCAUUCCCCGGAGAAGUGCGCCAACGGCCGGCUGGAGGUCCUGGUAGGCCGGGAGGAGCAGCGGGCACGGAGCCAGAGCCUCUUAGACGUAAGGCACCCUGUGCGGACGGUGCCCAUGCGCUGCUACAGUCUCGGCCUGCCCAAAGUCACGCGCGGCAUGUGCGGCGAGGAGGAUGACGACGACGACGACGACGACGACUCUCCGUGCGUCGCCCGCCCGGGGAAGCACUUCUUCAACACAAUCACGGACCCGUUGUUCCCGGUGUUCCGCAGCGACGGCCUGUCCGUGUCGCGGGCGCUGUUCGACGAAUACCUAGAGCGCCACUACAAGCUGCUCGACCUGGAGGCCCUGCCGGCGCCCCCGCCUUCUGAGCAGCGCACUAAGGCACAGGAAGUGUACCGCCGGUCCCUCAGCCUGCCCCUCAAGCCUGUUACCAUGGAUGAGGUGGAUGACGGCGUGGACACUAGGAGGAGAUCUUAUAAUUCAGACGCGGAGAGCCCGGUGGUGCGGGGCCGGCCCCUGGGCUCGCUCCAGCUGACUCCCCUCAUGUCGCGCCUCAGCCUGCUGGCGGAAGACAAGACCAGCGGCUUCUGCAGUCGCAACACCACGCCCAGCGAGGCGCGGGAGCUGGCGGACCUGGCCGUCGACCCGGCCCGGCCCCCGCCCGCCACCAGGAAGGCGGAGGAGGACUCCCAGAACAGGGAUCCAGCGCUGGGGGAGAGGCAGGGGGACGCGGGGCCCCAGAAGAUGGCCCUGUACGUGUACGGCCAACAAGACACGGUGCUGCUCGCGCUGCUGGAGGAGCGAUCCGCACAGGACCCUGAGCUCGUGCAUUCGCUGUGGGAGCUGAGCGUGAGCUACCUGGGACUGCUGGAGGGCCACCUGCACAAGUGCCUGGACCACUUCCCCCAGGGGGAGGGUCUGGACUCGUACAGCUUCCUGUGCCUGGACCCCGCCUGGGACAUGCUGCAGCAGGGCGGGUACUGGAGCUCGGCCCACCUCGACGUGGUCGGCUGCCUGCACCACGACUUCUGCACCAGCCCUGCCCUCACCGAGGUCAUGGUCAGGUGCGAGGACAGUGCCGUGUAUGGGUACCAGUGUGGGGAAACCCAGGUGUUCUACCAGCAGUCCGUGGGGCACUCGAUGGGGCUGCCUGCUCCCUCCGACAUGAUGGGCAUAGUGCCCCUGAAGGCGCGCCGCCGCCUCGAGCGAGAUCACGGCAUCAUCCUGCUGUAGGCACCUGCUUUGCGUGCUCCCUUCCUGCGACUCCAGCCAGUGUGUUGGUCGGUCAUCAGACAGUCGUGGCCACCACUGCUUAAUGUGCUGUGCGCAAGACAAAAGGCUUCUUUUGAACCUGGCACUCAAUAUGUAUGUGUGGUUAAUAUGUAGGAAUGCUUUAAAUAAUUGUUGUAUGUUCAUAACAUUUUUAGAAUGUUGGCUGUUUAGGAGGAAAUGACAAGAAAUAGUUAUGGUAAUAACUUUGCUCCCUCAUGGAAUUUAGUUCCUUUUGUGUGUUUAUUGCAAUUUGAACCUCUUUCCCUACUUGAAUCACUGAUUUUAAAUUGUUAUAUAUUUAUUCGUUUUUUUUUUUUAAUCUCAUGAGUACCUAUAUUUUUAUUUUCAAGACUCAAAAGCUUUAAGAUGUAGUAUUUCAGUUUGCAUUAGUGUAACUUCUUUUAUUGUGUUUUUUCUCCUUGUGAAUACUGAUAAUUUGCAUCAAGACUUGGUGCAAUUGAGUUUUUAAUAGGUCCGUUUGGUAUGUUCAAGGCUUCCAACACAGGCUGUAGCAUAAACAGUAAAAUUUCUUUAGUCUUUAUAUAACAAAAUUGAAGUGACUUAAUUUUUUGUUUGUUCAUUGUAAAAGAGUGUUUUUUUUUAAUAUAGGUGGAAUGAAACAAGGCUAUUAAGUCUAAGAAAAAAACAGAUUUUAAACUAUUCUUGGAUAAAUCACAUAAUAUUUUGGGGUGUUGUCCAUCUAUAAAUUACAGUAAAACCAUGUUGUAAUGACCACGUUUAUCUUGACCACCUUUCUAUUACAACUCUUUUUUGAGGUACCUACCAUGAAAAUUUUGUGUUAGUAAAAAAAUGUAAAGGAAAUCAGCUGAAAAUUCGAUUAGAGGGCAUUGUGCAGCAUUUCUCUUGGUGAGGGUGGUAACCAAACAAUAUGAUAUUGCUUGUUCUUGGACACAGUGCCCAUCUAUGUGCUGUACUCUUUACUUCUGUUAUUACAAAUUGGAUAUGCAUGAUUUUGGAUCUCUCUUGGUUUUGAUUACUAUUUUUGACAACUUAUACACAUUUAUUUUCCUCUGAUUUGGUAAAAUAAAAUUUUGGUGACCAAUCCGAUUUGGUUGCACUUUAGGCUUCAUUGAAGAGUUGUUUUCAUCCUGCAUGUUGUUGUGUUUUAUUAAAUAAUAUAUAAAUAUAUGAUUGGUAUAAAUUGAGUAGAAAGUUAGGCCGUGCGGGAUGGCUAAUUUCAGGCAAACUUUCUGUCACUUAAGAUUUUUAUUUCUGAUGGGCAGAAAAAACUUCCAGAAUUAUUCAUUAAUAGGAUUUUUAUUUUACACUCCAUUCGUGAAGUAAAUUGAGAAGAAAAAAAAUAAGACAAGAAAAGACUGAUUUUACAUGGUUGGACAGAGACAUAGCAACUGCAUUAUUGGCUUACAUUUUGUGUCCACCCAGUGGUUAGUUUUGUUUUAAAAAACUUGUAUAGAUCUGAUAGAAAAAAAUCCGGCUAUAAACGUAAGGAAUGACUUAUGGUGACAUGCUACAUGUUUUUCAAGUACCGUAGAUAAUUCACAGUGGUUGUCCAGAUGCACGUCCUUUUCUAGCUGCCAUUCAUUCUCCCCGGCAUUUACCUCCAUCACCCAGGCCCCUGCCUCGUGCGAGCGAUAACAAAGUGACGUCACAGCAAUUAAUCUUGUUGACCUCUCUGGCGUGGCAUAUAGUUACCUAGCUAUGUCUAAUUAACAUUCUAAUGAAAAUUCCUUUCGUUAUUUUCCUGUGAAAUCAGUGUCAAAUAGACUUGGCUCUCAUUAAAAGAUUAAGUUCCGCUUUGCAUUUCGCAGUAUUAUGCUCAUUUUGGUGACAGUAAAUAGUCCAGUUUUCAUUUCUUGGGUAUCAUUGCAUUUUUGACGUACAGGGUUUGGGGAUGGUCAGUCGGUCUAAAAAUGUUAUUACGAUUCAUGCCUGGGAACUUUGAGGGGUCGUAACAUCAGGGUUUUACUGUACUUCAGUAUUUGUGUCAAUUUUGCGGUGCUCUUUGUACUGUUGACUUUAUUUUAGUUUAUACAAUAUACCGUAUUUACUCGCGUAAAGGCCCCCCUUUUUUUCCAAAUUUUCGACUCCAAAAAAGGGGAGGGAGCCUAUACGCGAAUUUGGAGGAAAAAAUAGAUUUUUCUUUUUUUCAGGUAUGAAAAACUAACAUUUAAUAAAAGCAAAAUGAAAUACCGCCACAACUUAUUUAAACGCCAAUUAAAUUUUGAUUAAAUGAAACAGCUGGCAGAACGACUGGCAAGUCAUGCGUCUAUGUUCUAAUGAGAGUGGGUGGGGGAGGCAGCGACGCUGCAGGAGGGAGAGAGAGGUAGCGAAUCCGCAGGGGGGAGAGGCAGCGCUGUGGCAGGGAGGGAGAGAGGCAGAGGCGUGGCUUAACCUCCCUCCUGCCAGCUAGCCAGCCAACCAGACAAAGGAGUGUUAGAAAUACCUUUUCCCUUCCUCCUUCACUUCCACUCUUUUUCCCCUCUUCUUCUCCUCUUCUUCUCCGACAACACUGCACAUCAACACAAGCGUGCGAGUCCAGCUUUCUUUAUCUUUAUGUCGUUUGAGAUACGACUAACUGCAUACGUCUGUCACGCCUCAUGACAGUCCUACUGAGAGCGGACAAACUAUAAUACCAGUCUCUGUAUCACUGCCGCUUACAAAAUCACCUCCCGCCGCUCACAAUAUAUGGCUUGCUGUUUGAUGCAUGCCAAGCUGCCCUGCCCUCAGAUAAACCCAGAAAAACACGUUUUUAAAUUUUUUCUCAAGAAGUUGAGGAAACAAGGAGGGGGGGACUUAUACGUGGGCGGGGCGGCCUUUACACGAGCAAAUACGGUAUAUGAAUAUUCUUAAUCUGUAUAGUGUAAUUUAAUAUUUAAAACUGUUUUGAACAUAAUUUAUUAAAUAUUAAUACAUAAUUAUGGCAAAUUUUAAGAUAAAUAAUAUUUUUGAUACUUUUGUUUCUUUGUUAUUAAAAAGUUUUCUUUCAAGGAGAAAAUAAAUGUUUGUUAUAUACAGUAGAACCUUGCUGGUACAUUUACAGAUAGUGUGAGAGGCCUGCAGUUAAGUUUUUUUUGUAGACUUAAUGCAUUUCAUCAUUAUUCAGCUGUUACAGGAAUAUCUUCUGCCACUGUCAGUUCUUAUAGUUAGUUACAAGGUUUCAUUGUAGAGGUCAAAUGGCAUUAAUUAGGUACAGUUUCGACUGGGACUGAGCCGACAGUUUGUUGUAAGGAGGUUAUUGUUAUAAAGACACGCAUUAUAUAGAGGCUUUACUGUAUUUUUGAUGCUGCUGGUGUGAUCAUGAGAAAUUUUAAUCUACAUUGCACUCUUUACAUCAUGCAGUUACUCUAAAAGGUAGACAUGUGUGCGAAAAUGUUAAGUAAUGUAAAUUGUCAGCUUGUAAAAGGGGUGCAUGUUUUUAUUUUGACAUAUAAAGUGUUACUAUAACACUAUAAGCAUUCACUAAUGUGUGUGUAAAAGUGGCAUAUUGCGAGCCAAUCAAUGCAUGAACCUUGCCCUGCAGCUAGUCAGGUUUACACUGCAUGCCUAGGUUAGUUUGGCACUGUUUCCUGUUGAUUGGUUGAUGAUUAACAGAAUGGUGUAGCAGCCUCUUCACUGUAGCUUGAACCAUACCUUAGUUCUUAGAUAGUGAAUGCUAUAAAAUAGGUCAUUUAGCUGCACGUGAGGAAACUUUAAAUGUUUGGGCACAAUGCAGUUUUAUUAAACACUAAAUGAAAAUCAAUCAUAUAGGGGAUGUGUAGGAGCCGGAUUUAUUUAUUUUUAGCUAAUUCCCUACAAAAAUGCUAUUUAAGCUAAUUUUAUAAAUAUUGAAUGCUUUUUUUUUUCAGUUAAUUACUUUAAAAAUUUCAUUAAUUUGUAAAAACAUCCUUUAUAAAAAGCCAUAUUUUUUUAGAGUUUUCAAAAUUGAAAUACAAAAUGUAUCUUCUCACACGUAAAAAUAAACCCCUUCUUGUAGACGUUCAGGAACCUGGCUCAGCUUAUAUUCGUUCUUUAUAGUUUUUUUUUUCUCUGACACAUUUGCUUGUAUAUUAUCGUGUAAGACUUAUCUGCACUUCGGUUAAUACACAAACAAAACCAUGUCACCAUCUUUGCUGCAUAUUUUCUCAUGUCACAGAUUAAAGGUGUGUGGUUGGCUAAUAAAAUGAAAACAAAACAUGCUGCACACUCUUGCAUUUUGCUUUAGCAGGAGUGAAUAUUGCUCUUCGCCCAUCAGGUGAUUUUCUGGUUAUCGUUCUCUACACAAGUUUCAUAACAAGCAUAGCUUGAGUCGUGAUAUUACCAUGUCUGUGAUUCAGACAGGUUACAUGUAUCCUAAAUACAUAACUUCAAAAUACAUAUAUGCUCCACCCAAUCAAUCCAGUUGAUUCGUGUAUUAUUCUAUUAAUUAAAACUGUAACUUCAUGUGUGCUAGCAUAUUACAUUUCCAAUUUUAUAAGUAAAAAUAAGUUUUUUUUUUUUUUUUUUUUUUUUUUAGUUUAAUCUAGAGGUGCAUGAAAAAAUAUUAUUUUUUUUUGUACAAAACUAAUCUAGAAGGUUAUUUGUAACAUUAUAUAUUAAAAUAUUUAGUUAACAAACAUUUAGAUACAGUGGAACCUCGUUAUUACGAUAGCUGACAAUGGCGGGAAAAAUCUUCGUAACUAGGAAUACUCGUAAUAACUGAACACAGAAAAUUGAAGUCACAGUUAAGAUUCCUGAACCUUUUAAAAUUGUCUUAAUUUCACACCAUAACUCGAAAACAGUGCACUUUAGUGAAAAAUGCAUUGAAUAAAGGUUGUAGCAAAUUAAAUUACAAAUUGUAAAUUUGUUAGUCUCUAUGAUUUUAUUUGUAUCUACAAUGGUUUGCGUUUUAAUCGGGAAUGAGGGAGCAACUGAAGAUAACAGCUGGGGCCACGGUCGCGUCAUGAUGGAGGGGAGGUAAGUGAAGCAGAGAAAGGAAAAUAAAAGAAGUGCGAGAAGAAGACUGAAUGAAGGGAAGGGCGAAGGCUUCCCUUCCUGUGUAGGCUGGUUUAUUUUUAGAUUUCCCCUUAUAGUCAGUCGAAAGCCAGCGCAGCAGCUAGCUACUAGAGGAGAACCUUGGCUGACGUAACAACACACAGGCGCACUCUACGGUGCUUUAUGCGCAGCGGUGAACGGUAAUCAGUUUAUACAUUCUGGUUUGUUAUAUUUGUGGCCAUUCUCACCAUAAGCGUAGCAACUCUGACACAUUUUCCUCUUUUUUUCCCUCUUUUUUUGUGAGCCUGUGCAUGCUGCUGAAAUUUCCUUCACCCCCUGCUGGUUGUUCCUUUUCAAGCACCUAUGUACAAAGUCAACCUUCAACCUAGGGUAGAGAGAGAAAGACAGCGAAGAGAGAGGACAAUGCUGGGGAAUAACGGGAUGAGGAAAAGAAAAGGAGGGGAAAAGUUAGAAAGAAGGGGAAGUAGCCAUCACCUCAAGCGAGAGAGAGCCAGUAGAGAGAGAGAGCACAUGAUGAUAGUCACCACAAUCCCACCCACUGCCUCUUCUCUUCUUACUGGGGAAAGUAGCGGAACGAGAGACAAGGCACAUUGCUUGUCACCAGUAACGCCACUUCCUUCCUUGUCGCUCUUUUAGCGGUCAUUGUGUUAACUGCAUGAACUUUUUUUUCAAAAUGCCAUUUAAAUCACUUGUACUUACGGAAGGGCCAACAAGGAAACACUCGUAAUUACCAGACAAAUUAAGUAUGAUUUACGUAGUCAAACUGACGCAUUACAAAACACUCGUAUCUUCGUAGGUCUUGUAGUUUCCCAUAUUCAUAAUAAUGAGGUUCCACUGUAUGUAAAUAUUAAAUUAAGUUGUAUUAAUAAUACUAAUUUCACUAUGCUAAUUUAUAAAAUAAUUGAUGCUAAUUUUUCCAGCCCCUAACUGAUAUGACUAUAUGAGGCAUUCAAUUUUUUAAUACAAAGACAUGUUCUGGUUAUUUUCAUUAGUCAUGCAAUCUGCCAUUUAUAAAUAUAGACAGUGUUGGUAAAAGUAGAGUAACAAUGUAACUGGGCUCAGUUACAAUUAUAAUUUAUUUUCAUUAGUUGGAAAAUAUGUAAUAGUUAUUAAAGUAUUAUUUUUUACCUGUUUCUUAAAAUUUUUACAUGUUUAUUGAUAUUACAGAGAAGCUUGAUGUUCAAGACAGUAUUAUUUUAUUUAGACUUCUCACCUUGCGGUUAAAAAUAAUUUUUUAAGUACUACAAAUUGUUAUUUUUAAUUCUUGCCAGUUUAAAUUUAUGUUAUAAGCCAGUAUCAUUGGAAGUGGGUAACUGGUGCUCGUAUUAGUCUACUAUAUCUAAUUUAAACCGAAAUUUUAAUUUACAUUUAAAUUUACCAUGUUAAUUCAUAUAUAAUAUGCAGCCCUCUUUUUAUAACUAGUUACGUUAAAAAAUAUUUUUAUUAAUGUUUGCUUAUAAGUAUAAGAAGCUUUUGAAUUUAAAUAACUUAUUUAUUUGUAAAAUACUAACGGUAAAACUGGUAGGGCUUGGUCGAUAUAAACUCUGAUACCACAGUAUUGGUUCAAUUUGAUUGUGUCUGUCAGAAGCACACUGCAUUUGAGAAAAUAUUAGGAGCCAGUAUUGGUGCUCCAAACAUUUUUGACAGGUGUAUUAGUUUGAAUUUAUGUAUAUCUUAAGAUUCCAAGUAAAAAUUUCAGAUGAGAACUUAAAAAAAAAAAAUAGCCAGUCAUGGGGACUGUCAACAGAAGUGAUAACGUAAAACUUUGUUUUUAAAUGUGCAAUAUGACAUCAUUUCUACGUCAAAUAUACGUAAGAAAAUGAUUUUGGUAUGUAUUAUAUCAGUACGAUGUCAGCAUGAUAUCAUUUAUCCUUACAUCAUUUUUUAGUCACAACAGAUGUCAGUGGUAUGUAAAAAUUACGUAAAAUUUCAUUACCUAGCUAUGACUUACCAGUGAUGUCAGACCUAGGUCAUGUAUUCACGUGGUCUAAUUAACUUCACUUACUGCUACUACAGCAUGUCGGUGAUGCGAACUGACAAGAUUUUACCCAUGUACACAGGCCGCUGCGCGUCGCCAGUCUGGCAUGUCAGUGAUGUGAACCCAUUAGUUUUGUCCCUACCAAAAAUCGCUCAAUGCGUCUAAAGAAGUUUUCACUUUCAAAAAGUGAAAUCACUAUUUGUAUGUAACUAGAUUUCAGAAACAAAUUUAUUAGAUUUUUUUUUUUAAGCUGAAAAAUGUUUUAGAAAGAUGAUUAAUGAUAAUUACUUACGAUAUGUGACUAUUACAUGUAUCUAAUGAGACUGUUAUAACAAUGUAUACUAAAUAUUAAAAGUUCUUAUGUGGUGGUUUUCAGGGUUUAAAAAUUUAUCAUCAAAAUUAAGUUUUUUUUUUUUUUUUAGUGAAAAUGGAAUUAAUUCUGACUUAUUCUAUUUGCCUUGAACACAAAAAACAAAAUGUAUUGUUAGAACUUAGACUUCACCAUUACACUUAUACUUACAAUGUAGGAAAGUGUGUGAAAAAUAACCUAGCGACAAGCAUAGGAUAAAAAUAAUAUUUUAUAGAAAAUUCUGAAAUUAUAUUAUCUGAUGUCAAACAUAAUUAACUUCUAUUGAAGUAAUUUGGGCACUGGAGGGUUAUUUUCCCCAUAAAAUCUGUAUAAUAAUGUAAUAAUUAUUUUAAGUAAUGUUUCUAAGAGAAACUGACAUUAUUUUCAUUGUCAUAAUGUUUGUACCAUAUACCUAUGUUAAACAUACACCUACAUUGUUCAUACAGGGCAUACUGUCUGUGAUUUAUUAUACUGGCAUGACACCACCACCAGAUUUUCACACAAACAUCUUGGAACUGACUGGUAUUAGUCACUAAUGGAUUUGCUUGCACAUUCAUUUUUUUUAAAAUUAUAUUUCUCUAAUAGUAGUUAUUUCACUAGCUUAAAAAUUGUUCAUUUUAUAUAUGUAUAUUUGUUGCUGCAUAGGUACUUAAGUCUAUAGUAGCACAUUGUAGAUGUGUCACCCCCACAUUUAAAACAUUGUGUGGUAUAAAUAUAGAAUUUUACCUUAUUUGUAUUUAUAUAUAAAUUUUUAUUGUUAAUUUUUGUACAUGAAAAAAUAUUGUACAUUUACAUCAAUAAGACUAAGUUUUUUUUAGAGAUUAAUUUAUUAAUUUUCAUUUAUUGAUUCUCUUGUUAAAUUAACAUAGUGUACAUAUUUUAUAUUUAUAUUCAGGUUUAAGUCUUUGUUGUGUUAGUAUGUUAGUAACCAAGUUAUUUAAUUAUUCUUAAAAAUAUGUAGUAAAUUUUGUUUUGUAAAUAUGUUAGCCAGAAGGAAAUUCAUUUUAUUUGACUGUGUUACAAUGUUGUUAAGUGAUUUAUUUGAAUUUAUAAAUUGAGUAAAAUUAAUUUACUCCAAAUAUGCCACAACACAAGUGAUUAUAUAAAUUCUUUUCUGUUAAUUCAAGACUAGCAAAAACUUACAUACUGUGCAUUUAUUGUUAUGAGAGAGAAAAAGUAUGUGAAUUGGUUACAGUCUGUCAUGCAUGGAGUGUGAACCCUGUGAAGGGGAAGGGACUUUGCCUGCUGCAAGUUAGGGGCUUAAGUGGGCCAAGAAUUGCAAGGUUAUGUAAGUGGGCAAAGUAACACUCGACUCGUUUGAAACAACACAGCUUGCUGUUUCCAAAUAGUGUGUCAACAAUAAUCACACCGUGGCUUAAAUGGCAAAGCAACAGAACAAACAUACAUUUUACUCUAUCUUCUUUAAUCUUAACAAAAUAAUUCCAAACAGCAUAGGUGUGCGCAGACAUUAAGUUUAAAUAGGGCCCAGGUAUGCUACUGAUUCAGUGGCGGAUCCAGAUACUAUUUUUGGGGAGGGGCUGUGCCGUAAAUCAUAGAUAUACAUAUUUAUUUUAAAAUGGAGAGACCAGUGGCCUUCCCCCGUGUUUUGUAUUUUAAUAUUGAAAAAAAAAAAAAUAGUCAGUGCUAGAGCAUGAUGACAAGGCCUGCACAGCCACUGAGCGAACAAAAUUUUUUUAUAAUUAACUUGAAAAAUGCAUUUGUGCGGACUUUAACUUUGAAGUUAAGACAAUGAAACAAAACCAUCACAUACAUUUUUAAACACUUAAAUUGAUUUCAGGAAGAAUGUGUGUUUUAUAUACCUAUAUAUACAUAUAUAUACAUACACACAUAUAUUAUAUAUACAUGUAUAUAUAAUCUUAAUGAUUAAAAAUUAAGUUAGGAAUUCAAAGCUUGGUUUAGUUAACAACUCUUUUUCAAAGUGUAUGUAAUUCAAAUGAGGUCACUUUGUAAUUUAACUAACUGUUAAAUUACAAUUAAGAAAAUGUUUGACAUUUAAACCAAAAAAAAUUCUUCAUAUUCUUACACAAGUGAGUUCAGGACAAUUUUAAUUGCCAGAACACAUCACAAUUAGGUCUACAAAAUAAAAAAAUACAAUGUAACAAAAGUCAGGAACACUUAUCACAGCCUUUCUGCUUGAAGUUUAACACAAAAUGGCUUUUUUUUUUUUUUUUUUUUUGCUUCUAGUUAAAUUGGUAGUUAAUUAAGGAAAAAAAAUUUAAGUUCUAACUUCAUUUGAGUUGUACAGUGUUGAAAUUUAGUCCUGCACCUUAAGUGCUCAUUUUACCAUGAAAGGACUAGACCAGUACAUUACAAUUUUUAUUACUUACCAGUAUCAGCAGUAUGUCUAGCACAGUCUUCUCCAUUUAUCAGGUGGUAGGUGGUAUCUCGACAUGGCUGGCGUUGCUGCUAAUUUAAUUUUCAAAAUUCUCAACACACAACUACGACUGACUCAUUGCCAGGAACGCGGUUUUGCAAUUGAUAAACACAAUAUUCUGCAGACUAUGAUGAUCUAAAGAGAACACAAAAAAAUGUUGUAUAUUGUUUCUCCAGAUUGUGUAGUUGAAUAAAUCAAGUUAUUUUAACAACUACGACAGUGUAACAUUAAUUUAUUAAAGUAAAAUCAAACAAAUAGAGUGUGAAAAUCAUGCUAUGUAUUAACUUACUUGUUUGACUUCCUUACGACAAUGCGUUGAAAUGCAGCGGUAAUGUUCAUUGAACAAGCAUCCCGCUCGUGUUCUUUCUUCACCUUGCUCUUCUGUGCACCUAACAGUGAUAUUUAUCUUCUUUUUUUUUUAAAUUUGAAUGUGUUUACAUUCCAGCAACAACCAAAUAAACGUUACACCAUGCAAAUACAAUGUCACAGUUCCUAAAACUAUAAAUAAAUACUUAGGUCAUAAAAAAAAUCUGAUUACAUGGUUGGUUACCGAAAUACGUACUGUUGAUUACACAGAGACUGGAAGACAUUGUAUUCCUGUGGCUGUGAUACAUUGUUACUUUCCCCUUCUACCUUCUCUUUUCUUUGUUCACACACCUUGUGACGAAUAAGAUUACAUGCCCACCUGCUGUGGUUUUCGUGACACUAGAAGUAGCAGUCUUGCAUAUCUUUUCUUGCUCGUCAUAAUGUAUCAGUGCAAUCCAGACAAUAUAAAGCAAAAAUUGUGAUCAAAUAUUGUCCUUAGUUAUUUAUAUCCUCUGCUCAAAGGACCCCUCCAAUCUUUAGGUAUGGCCCCACCUGUGCCACUGAGAAACAGGGCUGCUAUUUGCCGUACUUUUGAUCUAUCAUUUGCGAUUUUUUUAAUCAACAACUGUAUCUGAAUAAAAAUGCCACUAAAUUAAACUUUAAUAAUAUAAAACAUAACUUAGAACCAACAAAAAAUACAGUUGAGUCUCAUUGUUCACCCAGAGAAACAACAUAUGACUGACAGUUGUAGCAACUAGAAGCCUGAGCGAGAUUAUUUGCACAUCAGUAUGUGAUGGUAAAGUGCGAUUGAGGCUCCAGACAGUGCGAGUUGAAACAUGAGACAGUUAACAAGUUGAGACACUGAUGCCGAGGUCACACUGCGCUGUGCGCGCUCUGGUUCGCCCCGACUCGUGUCUUUGAAACUACGCAACAAUACACUAACUAGAUGUUCGUUGAUACAGUGCAGUGAAACACAAGCUUUGAUGAAAUGAAAGGAGUGCAUUUUGUUUCUUUAGUAAAGUACAUGCCGACCAGCAUGGUGCAGUUGGUUAAGUGCUAACCUCGGUGCUGAGUGUUACUGUUUAAAAUUUUGUGUAAGUGGCAUGUGAAGUGUUUGUAACUUAAAUUAGAUUAAUUAGCUUUAAAGCUGCCCCAAGUUAACCUACUGGCAUAAAAAAAUGGUUGUAAUUAAACUCAAUAAAAAAUAUAAUUUUUGUUAUCAUUGUCUUUACAUUUUUGGUGAUACUUGUUAGUUUAGCAUCUGUUUGUUCUUUUAAUGAUUCUGCAUUGUCAAAUGUCCAUCAAAAUGUUUUAAUGUUUAAGUGCCUCUUCUGCCUUCGUAUGCAAAUAUUUGUUACUGAUUUCUCGAUGUUGUUGUAACAGGCAGGGAGACGCUAAUAUCUGUAAAUUUCGCAUAUUAUUGACAACUUGCUUUGUAGAGAAGUAAACUUCAAAUUCACCUUGACCAAAGUUUUGAAUUUCAUAAAUAUAGUGUUAGUGUUAGUAUUAUUAUUACUCACUAUACGGAAACCAUUGUGGGAUCAUGAUCUGCCAAUUUUUAAACUCAAGCGAACCCCUCUGCUUCCAUGAUGAGUUUUCUUGCAUUUCUAAGCAAAACUGCAAUAUACAAGUGAAUUGAAAGUUUACAAACCUUGCAGUUAAUGAAUAAAAUUGGUUUUAUAUUGUGAUAAUAAUUUUUCCACUUUUUAAGUUUUAUGGAAUUGGCCUGUAACAUGUUCCAUUCAAAAUAUUGUACAUACGUGUGUCUUAUUUUGUGUAUCACAAAUACGUACUAAUUUUGCUGUGGUAUUUUUCACACCAGAUUUAAGUGUAGUGUGGAUGUACUAGCUUUGCAUUCAAAUAGCCACAGGUUUUGAUGACAGUAUUGAGAUUAUCUUUUAAAGUUUUAGUAAUUUAUUUAUUAGAAAUUUAUUAAACUUCAGGAUUUGAGAUAUGAAGCUAUUGUCUCAUUUGAUGAUUACUGUUGUCAUUAUUAUUUUGUUAUAAUUGUUUUGUUUUUUUUCUUUUCAAAGGCAAAUAUCAUAAAUCUUUCAUGUUCAAAAAGUAGUUUCACUUACAAUACGUACAAUAGUUCCUGUGGUAAUAUAGCUAGAAUUCGAAGGACCUAAUAAUUUUAUUGUGGUUACUGUCAUACUGUACAAACACUGUGGUUGUCAUUUUAAAAGUUCUCUGUAAUUUUAAAUAAAAAAAUUUUUUUCUAACUUUUGAUGUUGUAACCUGAACUAUUAUGUCCAAGACAGUGGUACAAUUAUUGUUGAUAAUCAACUCCUGUAAAAUAAUUGAUUUUAUUUUAAUGAGUAAAAUAAGUAAAUACUUAAAAGUAUUCUUUUUCAGUUUUCAUUUAUAUUUGUAUUUAUUUCUAUUUCUUUUCUACUAGGUAUCUGCAACAUAUUUUGCUCCAGAUAUUGAGUUUUUAAAUAACAUGCUAUAUUGUAAUAUUUUUACUAAGAAUGCUGCAUAAAAUUUACUACCAACACUCCUGCACUUUACAUGUGUUUAGUCAACUCCUUAUCAGCUUGGUGGUAAACAUGUUUAUUUUGUUGUGAUGUGUGUUCUGUGUGGUGAAUUAUACUGUGAAUUCUUUAUUUAGUUGAAGCAAAGAGAUUUAUUUUUAAUUAAUGAAUGUUCCAUUCUUUUAGUUGACCGACUUCGAUUUCCAUUCACUGUAAUACAUACUUGCUAACUUA